This is a messenger RNA of Alternaria rosae, 1462 nucleotides long. RefSeq lists its product as uncharacterized. The coding region runs from base 181 to 1266 and encodes 361 amino acids. The record is from RefSeq and is a predicted model, not a curated record. NCBI's taxonomy places the organism in Eukaryota, Fungi, Ascomycota, Dothideomycetes, Pleosporales, Pleosporaceae. The transcript has 2 exons.
CAGCGACAAUGGUUUGCGCUUGGCCCCGCCUGACGCUAAUGCAAGGCAGCUCCCGUUCGCGUCGACGGGUACCGCGAUGUUUCCGCGCCGGACGUCGCUGGCCAGAGUUAAGAAGCUCGCCGGUCCGACCAUGUGCGACAAACAUCACUCGCUGAUUUUGUGUCCUUGAGGUCUCUCGCCAUGCCUCUGCACCUGCUGGGCAAGAAGUCAUGGAACGUCUACAACUCGGACAACAUCGCGCGGGUCAAGGCCGACGAGGCCGCCGCUGCUGCCCGCGAAGCCGCUGAUGACCAGCGCAAGCAAGAGCUCGACGCUGAGCGCCGGGCCGCCAUUCUUCGAGGCCGCGCACCCCCACCACUACCAAAAGAACAACCCACCAGGGCGCCGCCGUCCAGGCGCUCAGGCAACACAGAUGAACGCGGACAUGAUAGAAAGAGGAGGAAGCUUGCUGGCGAGGAUGACACCGACGCCGAUAUACGCAUGGCCAAGUCCAUCACGGCUCGACCUGAAGACCAGGCAGAAGAUGCGAAAGUGCUGAAGCUCCGGAGCACCACAUCCGAUGCCCCGUUGGAAGACCACGCCGGCCACAUUGACUUGUUUCCGGUGGAUAUGAAAGAGGCAAUCAAGCGCGAGAGGAAUGCGGACGCAGAGAAGGAGAAACGCAAGAAAGAAAAGGCCAUCGAAGAUCAAUUCACAAUGCGCUUCUCCAACGCCGCAGGAAGGGGUAGCAUCAACCAGCCCUGGUACGCUGCCGUUCAAAAGCCUGUACCCGCCACUGGAGACAAACAGGAGAUGGCACUUUAUGAAGGCUUCGCGAGUAAAGACGUCUGGGGAAACGAGGACCCGCGUCGCAAAGAACGGGAGCAGACCCGCAUAUCCACAAACGACCCUUUUGCUUUCAUGCAGAAAGCGCAGGCACAGCUGAAGAAGUCGAGGCAGGACAGGAAGCAAUGGGCUGCAGAACGUGACCGUGAGCUAAUGGAGCUACGGUCAGCCCAGGAGCGGGAGGAGAGGAGGAGUCGGCACCUCAAAAGGAAAAGGCGAGAAGUGGACGACGACGAGCAUUCGACGUCUAAGGACGGCCACCCAUCCUCGCGCCAGAAGCACCGCCGUACGAGUCCAAGUCGCAGCCGUGAUGGGCACGAGCACAGGUCUUCGCAUCGCAGCGAUAAGCGACGCGCUCAUAGUAAGAGUAGGGAGCGGGAUGGAAAUUGCCACAGACAUCGCGAUCGGCGAAACGAGGAACUCCAGAAGGCUUUCAUCUAGGAGUGAGUCGGUGCACUGCGCGUCAUGGCGGGCACGUCUUAUAGUGUGUUAUUAUCAUCAAUCAGUCUCAACCGUCAUACAAUCAUCAAAGUGUUUUCUUGACGACGCAAACACUCACCGCCGGUAAUCAAACGGACCCUGAGUCAAAUCAAGCAUCUUUCACUUCUUCGCUAUUAGGGCUUGUCUUUGCAUUAUC